Racocetra persica is the source of this 588-nucleotide messenger RNA. The record is from the annotation of a GenBank genome assembly. Lineage: Eukaryota; Fungi; Glomeromycota; Glomeromycetes; Diversisporales; Gigasporaceae.
AUGGAUAAUGAAAUCAAAGAAACUGAAAUAACCCCUUGCAUUCCAGCCCAAGCCUAUUUAGACCAUAACUAUCCUAAAAAUGGAACUUAUAUAAGCAAACAAGGUUUAGAAAGCUCCCUUGACCUCUCAGAUUUUACUAAUUUAGAGGAAUUAAGUAACCAACUUACUACUCUGGAUUUGAGUAAUUUGGAACAAUUAGAGAGCCUUUAUUGUUCUGAUAAUUGCCUCACCCAGAUGCCUUAUAUCCCUAAUCCAGAGCAAUUAGUCAGUUUAACUAUAAGCAACAAUAAUUUCCCCUCCCAAGACCUUUCUAUUUUUAGUCAGUUUAGGAAUUUAGAGUGGUUAGAAAUUGGCAAGGAUGAACGAGAAAUGAUUAAACAAGGCAUCUAUAAUCGCUUUACUUUUGCCGGUAGUUUAAAAUCUUUAAAAAACUUAACUAAAUUAAAAGGAUUAAAUAUUUCUAACACUGAUAUAAAUAGUGGUGUAGAAUAUUUACCUGAUAGUUUGGAAAGAAUUUAUUAUAACACAAACGAUAGGUCAACUUGUAAAUUAGGAGAAUAUAAAGGACAAAUAGACAAAUAUUUCUGA